CUGAAGGUCUGGUUCCAGAACAGAAGAAUGAAGGAUAAGCGACAGAGACACUCCGUGCAGUGGCCUAACCCGCUCAUAGACCCCCUCGGGGCAUUUAUGAUGGGCCAUGCCUCCCCAUCCUCCAGCCUGUGUUACCCCUUCAUCCCAUUUCCCCUUCCCUACCUCCCAGUGUACCAGCAUUUCUCUCUGGACAUCAGCUCCCCGCUGUCCUCAGUCCACAGCCCCCACAGUGCUAUGAUGAGGCAGAUGCACCCGGCUCACCUGUCCCAGUGUCACAACCGGCCUGGGGGGGGCCCCCUGCAGCCCUCCGCCGGCCUUGUGCCUCACCCCUCCUCAUGCCACUGCUUCCUGUGCGUGCACAGAGGACAGGAUCAGCUCUGCAAGGCCAGGGGAGAGGCGCCAGGGCUGAGCCACUCCACCAGUCCCAAAGCCGGACAUCAGCCCACCUCUGUGGAGCAAAGGGAAGAAAUGGUGGGACAAUUAAGCAUCCACGGACCCUCUGUAAGCCUCCACAAACCGGUUCCAGCCAUGUAUGCUUGCUCAAAGUUCAUCACCUCUCCAGCUGUGCUGCGUGGGGGGUCCAGAGUCCUCUUCCGGCCAGUCUCCAGCUCCCUCUUCAGCAGACCCGAAGCCUCAGUGGAGCAGCAGGCUCUGCCAGUGAGUCGCUCUACAGGCCCCAGCCGCUUCAUCCAGACCAGCGCGGUCAGCCGGGACAUUGACACUGCAGCCAAAUUCAUCGGUGCUGGCGCUGCCACGGUGGGCGUCGCUGGUUCAGGGGCCGGAAUUGGGACGGUGUUUGGCAGCCUCAUCAUUGGCUAUGCCAGGAACCCCUCCCUGAAGCAGCAGCUGUUCUCCUACGCCAUCCUGGGCUUCGCUCUGUCUGAGGCUAUGGGUCUCUUCUGUCUGAUGGUGGCAUUCCUUAUUCUGUUUGCCAUGUAAACACAA
Messenger RNA from Menidia menidia (Atlantic silverside), 945 nucleotides. The record is from the annotation of a GenBank genome assembly. NCBI's taxonomy places the organism in Eukaryota, Metazoa, Chordata, Actinopteri, Atheriniformes, Atherinopsidae.